Messenger RNA from Triticum aestivum (bread wheat), 1544 nucleotides. Its product is annotated as protein MIZU-KUSSEI 1. The record is from RefSeq and is a predicted model, not a curated record. Gene Ontology annotation, biological process: hydrotropism. The transcript has a single exon. NCBI's taxonomy places the organism in Eukaryota, Viridiplantae, Streptophyta, Magnoliopsida, Poales, Poaceae. The coding region runs from base 326 to 1228 and encodes 300 amino acids.
UUAUCUCACCUGCCGUCGAUUUCUCCUGCCUGCCACGGCCUGCGUCCCUGUCCACCAUUUCCUCGCAAGAAAACAAGCCCGGGAUCAGAGCUCCGGUCCAUGCCAAGAACAAGAAGCUCUCUCUCCUUCCUCCUCCCUCUCUCUCCCUCUUCUGCUUUUGGCGGGGGCUCUGCUCCGCUCACUGCUCACCACCCCACCCAGUACAAAACCACCACCGCUAGCUAGCUUCAGAGACAAAGCAGUAGACCACUACUGACUGGAUACAACACUCUCUGCCUCCGUAGCUAGUGAAGCAGAGCUUGCUUGCUCCGAGCUCGAGGUCGCCAUGAGAGCCAUCGCGGCGGCGAAGGGCCCGCACGGGAACGACCCGAUGUCGUCCUCCAGGAGGCACUUCAGGUGGCCGGUUCUUGGCAAGAGCGGCAGCCGUGGCGCCGGCGCGGCCAGCGGGGACGAGGGGUAUGUGAGGGGCUCGGAGGCCGAGGAGGAGGAGGAGGAGGACGAGCGCGCCAUGGCCUUCUCGUCCGCCUGCCCCUCCUUCCACUCCGAGGACUUCGUGUCCCCUCCCAAGAAGCCGGUGACGGGGACCGCCGCGCCAGCGCAGGAGAAGCAGCAGCAGAGGAGGAAGGUCCGGACGGCGGUGGCGCGGCUGCGGUCGGCGCUGUCGGCGGCCGUGUCGGGGCGGCGGCGGCAGGUGGGGCUCGGCGCGCGGCUCACCGGCACGCUCUACGGCCACCGGCGCGGCCACGUGCACCUGGCGUUCCAGACGGACCCGCGCGCGUGCCCGGCGCUGCUGCUGGAGCUGGCCGCGCCCACGGGGGCCCUGGUGCGCGAGAUGGCGUCCGGCCUGGUGCGCAUCGCCCUCGAGUGCGAGCGCGCCAAGGCCGCCACCGGGGGCGGCGACGGGGGCGGGAGGAAGCUGGUGGAGGAGACGGUGUGGCGCGCGUACGUGAACGGGAAGAGCUGCGGGUACGCGGUGCGGCGCGAGUGCGGGGCCGCGGACUGGCGCGUGCUCCGCGCGCUGGAGCCGGUGUCGAUGGGCGCCGGGGUGAUCCCCGCGGCGAGCUGCGGCGGCGGGGAGGGCGACGUGAUGUACAUGCGCGCCCGGUUCGAGCGGGUGGUGGGGUCCCGCGACUCGGAGGCCUUCUACAUGAUGAACCCCGACAGCAGCAGCUCCGGCUCCGGCAUCAAUGGCGGGCCCGAGCUCAGCGUCUACCUCCUCAGAGUCUGAUCGGCCGGCACGGCAGGUGGAUGGUCGUCGGUCAACUAGCGUUUCUUUCGGCUUUGUGCAUUCGGUUGGUGGAAACGGGUUAGGCUUCAGGGGGCGUUUACGCUCGUUGGAAGCGUAAACGGGGGUGGGAACCAAAUACUACGUUUUGUUGUUUAGCAAGCAGGGGAGUCAUUUGCUAGUGUUGGGUGUAAUGAUUCUGUAGAUUGAGACGAAUAGUUUGGAUGGACUCCGGACAACUGAACUGGAGUGGUAGUAGCUCUACCAGUAGUACCACGCAUGUUGCGAUCAUCAAUAAAAUAGUAUUAUCAUUCGGGUA